Molecule: messenger RNA, 1484 nt
Organism: Aegilops tauschii subsp. strangulata
Lineage: Eukaryota; Viridiplantae; Streptophyta; Magnoliopsida; Poales; Poaceae
Product: homeobox-leucine zipper protein HOX6
Biological process (GO): positive regulation of DNA-templated transcription
Cellular component (GO): nucleus
Molecular function (GO): DNA-binding transcription factor activity, RNA polymerase II-specific; sequence-specific DNA binding
Source: RefSeq, a predicted model, not a curated record
CGCCGGCCGGGGCGUGCGGGGCCGCGCGCCCCGCCCGGGCUCCAUCCAUCGCCUAGCUGCACCUACAGCUACAGCUAUAGAGAGAGGAGAGGCGAGGAGACGAGAGACCCGGCUACGCAUGCACGCCACCGCGCUCCAUUGGCCGCCCCGUUGCCAUCACCGCGCCCAUCGCCCCAUCCUCCGAUUAAACUACUCCAUCGCUAGUAAGCAGAAUCGAUCGAUCACAGCAAGCUCGCACACCCGCGAUCCAUCCUCCAUUAGCUCCUCCUCUUCUCCUUGCUCCUCCAGAUCAGGUGCAUGACAGCACCGCGCGCUCAGGUGGCCACCGGCGAGACCUAGCUAGGUAGGGAGGGAGGCUGGGAGGGAGGGAGCGAUGGAGCAGGGGGAGGAGGACGGGGACUGGAUGAUGGAGCCGGCGGCGGGGAAGAAGGGCGGGGCGAUGAUCGACAGGAAGAAGCGCUUCAGCGAGGAGCAGAUCAAGUCGCUCGAGUCCAUGUUCGCCACACAGACCAAGCUGGAGCCCCGCCAGAAGCUGCAGCUGGCCCGGGAGCUCGGCCUGCAGCCGCGCCAGGUCGCCAUCUGGUUCCAGAACAAGCGCGCGCGCUGGAAGUCCAAGCAGCUCGAGCGCCAGUACGCCGCGCUCCGCGACGACUACGACGCGCUGCUCUCCAGCUACGACCAGCUCAAGAAGGACAAGCAAGCGCUCCUCAACCAGCUGGAGAAGCUAGCGGAGAUGCUGCGGGAGCCGGGCGGGGCCAAGUGCGGAGAUAAUGCCGGCGCUGCCGCCAGGGACGACGUGCGCUUUGCCGUGGCCGGCAUGAGCAUGAAGGACGAGUUCGUGGACGCCGGCGGGGCCAGCAAGCUCUACUCGGCGUCCGAGGGCUGCGGCGGCAGCGGCAAGCUCUCGCUCUUCGGCGAGGACGACGACGACGCGGGCCUCUUCCUCCGGCCCUCGCUGCAGCUGCCAACCGCGCACGACGGCGGCUUCACGGCGUCUGGGCCGGCCGAGUACCAGCAGCAGUCGCCGUCGUCGUUCCCGUUCCACUCGAGCUGGCCGUCGUCCGCGGCGGAGCAGACCUGCAGCAGCUCCCAAUGGUGGGAGUUCGAGUCCCCGAGCGAGUAGUGGUCGGUCAAGCACCAUACAAGGAAUCGCCGACGUGAUCGGCCAUGCAACAAGAUCAGUGCUCGCAACACAUACAGAGCACUACUGCCGAUCGAACCCGUGGAGAAGACGACGCGAUCGAUCGAUCAUAUGCAACCGAUGGUGGUAGUGGUACGGUGUCAGUGUGUACAUAGCUCGAAACCCAGGUCUGUCCAGUCCAGUCCAGGGAGUCUCUUCCUUCUCAAUCAGCAGUCAGCACGCCAUUUUUCUUCACCCUCUUCCUCUUCUUUAAUUACUUGCUCUUGUUAAUUACCUGCCACACCGUGUAAUCCGUCGAAACUAGUCACAAAACCAAACUUAUAGAGAUCGAUCUUCAGAUGCA